GUACAUGUUACAGGGACAGAAAGAAAAAUCGAAAGCGCUGCAGAUUACAAUAAGACAUCCCAGACGAAGAGGAAGCCUCCAGGGAAGCUCAUUGCAGUCUCUCUUGCUGUACAGAAGUAAUGGAACACAGAGCAUGAUAUCCUGCCCCAGCUCUGAGACUGGAUCUGCAGGCAUUUGGGAGCUGGCUUUAUAGAACUCUUUCCAUGAGCCCUGGCUGCUUGGGAAACUGUUUUCCCCAUCUGACACUGUCUUAUAUUACCCCUCCUACUCCCCCUUCUGCCUCCUCCUCUGCUGGCCAUCUCUAGCCCCAGCUAGCUGGCAGUAAAAUCUAAAAAGUCAUCAUCUGUAAGGCACAGACAGGCGAGGGAGAGAAAGGGACUGCAAUCAGCAACGGAUCUGAAGUCUAUGCAGGAAGGAGCAGGGCAGAGUCAUGUCUGCGAUUUACAGCGAGGUUGCUGCGGAUGAGAACACCAGCGACAGCUUCUGGAUGCCCAAUAAUUACAGCAGCACGGUGAAGCGCACGGAAGAUGGCCACCGGCUUUGUGAUGAAAUUGUAGCAUGUUUCCAAGACAGAGCCAAGAUUGAGCGUCAGUAUGCUCUCCAGAUGGAGGAAUGGACCCACAAAUGGAAACCUCUGGUUGACAACAGCCCUAUGUAUGGUUCUCUCCUGCGUGCCUGGCAGGCCUUUAUGAGUGCCACAGAACGCCUGAGUGAGUUACAUACACAGAUUCAGAAGACGUUGGUCGCAGAUGAUGCAGAAAAGAUACGCACGUGGCAAAAGGAGACAUAUCAUCGCAAGAUAUUUGGAGGGUUCAAGGAGUCCUGUGAGAUUGAGAAUGGCUUCCACAAGGCACAAAAGCCAUGGGCCAAGAAGUUAAAGAAGGUAGAGAAGUCCAAGGCAGCUUACCACAAAGCCUGUAAGAAGGAGCACUUGGCUAUUGUCCGAGAGAACCGCGGCAAAAUAAACCCAGAACUGAAUCAAGAGAAGUUGAAGAAACUCACAGAGGAUCAUGAGAAAUGCACACAGGACAAAGAAAAGGUAAAACAGAGGUAUGAGAAGUCCCUACAGGAACUGAACAAGUAUAAUCCUAAGUACAUGGAAGAAAUGGAAACGGUGUUUGAUCAGAGCCAACAACAGGAGCAGAAGAAGAUUCUCUUUCUCAAACAAGUCCUUGAGUCUAUGCACAAACAUCUGGAUAUCUCCACAAAUGAGAGCGCAAAGACAGUGUAUAGUGCUUUAAAUGAUGCAAUUGUCGCUGUAAAUGACCAGGAGGAUCUGAAAUGGUGGAAGAACAAGCAUGGGCCUGGAAUGAUAAUGAACUGGCCUCAGCUAAAGGAGUGGACUCCAGACAUUGAGCAACAAAUUGUGAGAAAGAAGAAAGUGAAAGAGACGGACAAGGUGAAGUUAUACAGCGUAACGCCUACAGAAAGCAGUCAGAAUAAAGCUCCCAUCAAUGUUCCUGGAGUGCGUGUGAGAGCCGUAUAUGAUUAUUCAGGACAGGAAUCCGACGAGCUCAGUUUCAAAGCAGGUGAUGAACUCACAAAGAUUGAGGAUGAAGAUGAGCAAGGCUGGUGCAAAGGAGUGACAGAUAAAGGACAAGUAGGACUUUACCCUGCCAAUUAUGUGGAAGUGAUUUCUGGAUGAGAGGGUGGGGAACACAUUGUACAAGGAGAUGUAUAGACUGAAUGCAGCCGGUUGCUUUCACCAGCUAGUUAAAAGAUUUCUGCAAGAAGAAACCGAGAAAGCAGCAGACUUACCUUGUAGUUGCUCCUCAACAAAAACCCUACAGGAAAUACCACUGCUCUGGAAGGCAUUGCCAACUCACAGUAUUCUUCUCUUUUAUAUACCAGAACUUAAAUCUUCUUUAUAUCCUGACUGACAUGGAAGGCAGAUCUACUGGGCUGCAGAUUCCACAAACCUCACUGGUGCCUUGGGCACUGGACACCAAAUUAUUUUUAACAGACCUGUGGGUACAGCCAAACAUUCAGUGCUCCCUUAGGGACGUGCCUUGGUCCCUCUCAAUGCACAAAGUCAAGGGCUUCAAUAAAUAUAAUCCCAUAUGCCUUAGUAAGCCUUAGUGCAAUAACACAGCAGCCUAGAAGAAGCUUUUGUUACGGUCAUGUUUGCUGAAGCAGUGAAGGAUAUGAUUAAAGUGUCUGUACCAGUCUCA
Xenopus laevis (African clawed frog) is the source of this 2171-nucleotide messenger RNA. RefSeq lists its product as uncharacterized. The transcript is spliced from 10 exons. Gene Ontology annotation, molecular function: lipid binding; phospholipid binding. Bases 431 to 1645 code for a protein of 404 amino acids. The record is from RefSeq and is a predicted model, not a curated record. Gene Ontology annotation, biological process: cytoskeleton organization; regulation of endocytosis; plasma membrane tubulation. Gene Ontology annotation, cellular component: endosome; plasma membrane; cytoplasm. NCBI's taxonomy places the organism in Eukaryota, Metazoa, Chordata, Amphibia, Anura, Pipidae.